Drosophila busckii is the source of this 511-nucleotide messenger RNA. RefSeq lists its product as uncharacterized. Lineage: Eukaryota; Metazoa; Arthropoda; Insecta; Diptera; Drosophilidae. The transcript is spliced from 2 exons. The record is from RefSeq and is a predicted model, not a curated record. The coding region runs from base 27 to 470 and encodes 147 amino acids.
AUAAACUGCCAGCCACACGUUUUACUAUGAGCAAGAAAGUCAAAAAGAAGUUUAGUUGGCAUGAGCUCGAGCGUUUUCCAACAUUUCAUGCGCACACCAAGCUUAAGCCCAAAGAGCAGCAGCAGCAGCAGCAAGUGACAGAGCCGGCGCCAGUUGAAGAGUCGCGCGUCGCUGCCAGCGAAUUGUUUGAGCUAUGGACGCUGCUGCUUUGGUGGGAAUGCAAUCAAAUAGUUGCAGCUCAAUUGAAAGCAGCGCGUCGCACGCAAGCGACACAAACUGAAGCCAUUUGGUCAAUCAGCAUUGUUAACUGUUUAAUUUGGCUACUGCAAGCGACACAAACUGCUUGGCGCAAGCUCAAGCAACUCAUCUAUAGACUGCUAACCAUUUUGCUAAUUACACUUUUACUGCUAAUAUUAUUGCUGCCAAAGCAAAAUGUGCGGCAAGCGCUGUUAACGCUUUUAAAUUGUUAGAAAUUCAAGUAAAAAUUCAAGCUCUUUUGCUUCAAAGUUAA